AUGGCAGAGUUCCAGACAAGCCAGGAAGAGUCCUUCGAGCUAUUGCAAUCCGGCAAAUAUAGCGACUUCGUAUUAACUUGCAAUGGAGUUGAAUGGAAUCUACACAGGGCCGUCGUCUGCAUAAAGUCGCCAGUCAUUGCGGCUGCGCUUGAUGGCCUAUUCGUUGAGGCCACACUCGGUCGUAUCUCGUCCGAUUUCGACGUCGCAACAAUGGCUCGUCUUGUCCAGUUUCUCUAUGUUGGAGACUAUUCCUCAUGUCCUCUGUGGGCUGGGACAUGGCCAUCCUUGGAGGUGCUCUGGGACGAGGUUAUGCAAAAUCAAUUGCAAGACUCGGGUCUACCUCCCUCACGCAGUCUGGAGGCCGAAAUCGGUCUGAACAUAGCUGCAGACUAUUAUAGGAUUCCAGCACUCUCAGCCCUGACGAGUUCUCGUGUGGAGGACCUGCUCAACCGCCAUUGGAAUGCGGCCAUAUUUCCAGCCAUUCUGAAGAAUGCUGAAGAUUCGGUAGCAGACAAGGGCUUGUGGCAGGUCAUGAUCGAUGGAGCUGCGACUCACAUGGACAGCCUGACGAAAACGAGAGAGUUCCAUGAGGUGGGGUGGAAGCAUGGGACGUAUGUGCAAAUUUUCUGUGCUUACGUCCGGAUGGCGGAAGCAGAAGGGAGAGAUAGGGAGAUGUCAAGCAUUCACACCGAUGAGCAACAACAUUCAGGUAUACAUGUACUGAUCUAG
Messenger RNA from Clonostachys solani, 729 nucleotides. NCBI's taxonomy places the organism in Eukaryota, Fungi, Ascomycota, Sordariomycetes, Hypocreales, Bionectriaceae. The record is from the annotation of a GenBank genome assembly.